Messenger RNA from Laccaria bicolor S238N-H82, 296 nucleotides. RefSeq lists its product as uncharacterized. The transcript has a single exon. The record is from RefSeq and is a predicted model, not a curated record. Bases 1 to 180 code for a protein of 59 amino acids. NCBI's taxonomy places the organism in Eukaryota, Fungi, Basidiomycota, Agaricomycetes, Agaricales, Hydnangiaceae.
AUGCACAGCCACUUGUCAUACUACACGAAACAUUUAUAUCAAUCAUGCAUGCACAACCCAUCUUGCAUUUCAAUAUCUAAAAAGAUCCGGCUUUGGUGGCCUUGGAUACGCUUGCUUCGCGCAGCACCAUUUUUCCGGUGGGCGCCGUCGGGGUUGUUAUAUAUGGUGGUUUGUCGGUAGCAUUUCAGGCUCUAAAAUGCAGAGAAACUCCCUGAGAGAACACGAGCGAUAUAGGCGUGGCGUGCGCAAAGAUAUCGACAUGGGCGCCCGUUCUUAGCAACGAUCUGUUACUUCUG